Messenger RNA from Bicyclus anynana (squinting bush brown), 1137 nucleotides. It is a transcript of the gene oaf, whose product is annotated as out at first protein. The record is from RefSeq and is a predicted model, not a curated record. The coding region runs from base 125 to 940 and encodes 271 amino acids. The transcript is spliced from 6 exons. Lineage: Eukaryota; Metazoa; Arthropoda; Insecta; Lepidoptera; Nymphalidae.
GUCAAUUGUCAAAGAGAAAGAUGGGAUUGGGAAUUGGGAGAAAAUAAAUUAGAAAUCGUGUUUCGUUUCGUGAUCAAAGGAAUGAAAUUAUGUUUUAUUAUAAAUUAUGUGAUAUAAGCAUAAAAUGGCAAUAUUAGCAUUAAAAUGUAUAUUCUUGUUGUAUAUAUUAAUAGAACCGACGAAUCUUCAACUUCUUAUAAAUGUGAAGAACCAGGGCGGCGACGUCAUGCAGGAGAACAUAACGGGGAACGUCUCUGAAGACACGGUAACUCUGGAGUUCCUACGGCUGGAUGGCGUUUUCAUCUCGCAGCUAGUCGAUUUUACGAACGAAGUGGAAGCCAUGAAGGUUGUGAUACCGGGAGAAGAAGAGCUGGGUCAAUCAGGACAUCAAGUUCUGUGCUUCCUUACCCAUGCUGCGCAGGCUGACUUCAUUGCACCAGAUGCUAUGGCUAAGCUUAGACAGAAAAACCCAGGAACAGUGAGAGUGGCGGAAGAGGACAAGGGUUGGCGGCAAACUACAGCCACAGCUUGGGCGGGCCGUGUCACUGGCCUACUGUCACCAGCUGCAGCGAGGCACUGUGCUGCUGCUAAAGACAGGGUGUACAUUCGAUCUGCUGAUCUAACCCGUUGGUCACCAAGGGCUGGUGUGGAGCCAUCAUCAUUCUCCUCUGAAGUGAUAGCCUUCCCUCCUCAAGCUCUCACCUCAGACGUAGCUGAAGGCAGCCCAGCUGUGAGUGUGUGCGUAGCAGAGACUGAUACAUCCAAAGAAUGCAUUUGUCAUUUAGAGGUGUGUGUAAACUGGUAUCCCUGUGGGCUGAAGUACUGCAAGGGCAAGCCACAAGGAGGCCUCAGCUACCGGUGUGGCAUCAAGACUUGCCACCGCUGUUUCCGCUACCAUUUCUAUGUGCGGCGGAGGGAUACGUGCCUCAACUACAUGUGACCCCACGCUCGCCCACCAAACUGCCAGGGCUUCUUUCUGUGCCAAACUGUGCAUCUAGUCACUUUCAUCUUAGCUUUCUUACUUUUUUAUGAGACAAAGACUUGGGACAAUACUUUUUAUUACUUGUAUUUGUAAAUAUUUUGCUAGAAUGAUGUAUUUAAUAAACUAAGAAUAAACAAUGUUAAUUAUGUAUUUAA